AUGUUUAGAAUGAAGAGAUGUUAAAGUUUCUCUGCAGAUGACAGCACAGAUCAGCUUCUGUUCUGUGAUUGGUGGCUUUCUUUUCAGCAGGAUGUUGUUAACAGAGUUUAAAAGCUGCUGCAGGACUGCAGCCAUUCACAGGAAGCUGGACCAGCAAUGGCUCUGCUGAAGGUUCUGCUGCUGCUGCUGGGUCUGGGUGUUUCAGUGAACUCAGAUGUUUCUCUGCAAAAGAGAAUCAUUGGAGGUCAAAACUGUCAUGUAAGUGAGCGCCUUUAUCAUGUUCGGCUGGAGAGCAGCAAUGGUACUCAUAUGAGGCGCUGUGGAGGAUCUCUGAUCCACUCUCAGUGGAUCCUGAGUGUAGCUCGCUGCUGCGAGCCAGGAUGGACUAACACAGCAUUCUUAAAAGUUCAUCCACGGACUGUUAUACAGUACAAUCAGGUAAUCCAAGACCCCCCUGUGAUUUACUACCCGGGCCAUGAUAUCAUUUUGCUGAAGCUUCAUACACCAGUACCAGAUGUCCCACUUGUUCGGCUACCAGACUGCAGGCGUCGUCUUCAUAUAGGCAAUGUUGUUCAGUUGGCAGGAGAGGGAGCAAUGACAACCGGCCCCAAUAAUGAGAGAUUACCCAUUAUUGCUCUUCCAGCACAACUUCAGUGUGUCGACAUUAUAGUUGCUAAGGUUUCCGUCAUCAUGCCGGCAUACGGGCAUGUAUUCUAUGCUUCAGCUCAGAACAAGGAUAUAUGUUAUGGCGAUGUUGGUGGAGCAGCGGUGCACAAUGGCAUGAUUUAUGGUGUAAUUUCUAUUGGUGGACCAGAUGCGUGUCAGAGUCCAGUUGCAAUCAUAGAUGUGUGUGAAUACAAGGACUGGAUUAGAAGAAGAACUGGGAUUUAAUAAAACAGAAACUAUCAUGAAAUAAAAUUUUUAUCAAAUUUACUCUCAUAUAAAUUUAUAUUUAUAUCUUCAUUUGUUUGAUCCACAUCUUUAUAGAAUUAGAAUAAAACAAUAGUUUUGUUUUAUCUCACCUGAUCUUGACCUCCCUAAUGGAGCUUUCUCUGCACCUCAGAAAUGAAAAAUAAAUCAAUCAAUGCAUGAAAAAGAAACAUUUCCUGGUUCAUCAUCAUUACAUUCAUGGCUCAGUUUGUUCAGUUGAUUUUUUCCCUGAACUGAGUCUAAAAUCAUUACAUGAGUUUUAAAACACAUGAACAGGAACACCAGAAGUAAUUUAUUUAUUCAGUUUUUCUCUUUAUUUUACAUCAGAAAUGAACAUGAAGCAUCUAAACUCUGCAGCUCUGGAGUUACUAUUCCUGAUUUAGUUCUAGAAAACUUUAAACUCCAACAAAUCUAAAGAGCUGUGCACAAAAAUAAUGAAACAGAAGUCACAUAAUACAAUUAACAAAUAAUGAAAUCCACAUAAUGUAAAAAUAACAAUAAAAACAUCACAUUUUUAA
Molecule: messenger RNA, 1448 nt
Organism: Gambusia affinis (western mosquitofish)
Lineage: Eukaryota; Metazoa; Chordata; Actinopteri; Cyprinodontiformes; Poeciliidae
Product: snake venom serine protease 3-like
Exons: 6
Coding region: 157-891 (244 amino acids)
Biological process (GO): proteolysis
Molecular function (GO): serine-type endopeptidase activity
Source: RefSeq, a predicted model, not a curated record